Letharia lupina is the source of this 1164-nucleotide messenger RNA. RefSeq lists its product as uncharacterized. The transcript has 3 exons. The record is from RefSeq and is a predicted model, not a curated record. NCBI's taxonomy places the organism in Eukaryota, Fungi, Ascomycota, Lecanoromycetes, Lecanorales, Parmeliaceae. Bases 1 to 1164 code for a protein of 387 amino acids.
AUGACACCAGGUGAAGAGCAUCUGGGAGGCAGAUUUUGGCUCAUGAGCCAGCUCUACGCCUAUUUCAAUCCUUAUACCCCAAUAUAUCCUGUCAACGAAGAACUGCUCGUGCGACGGCGAGGCUGGCUCACGCUGAAAAUAGUGCGCAGCGAUCCCGAAUCCUUCAGCCUUCUGAGAAUUCCUCCUCCGGUAUUUGCACAGCCGAGCGCUUACCCGAGAACCAUCAUCAUAUACACCAUACGCACGUCGCACUCGGUGUUCGCAUUUGUAUCUGAAACAAAAACCAAGUUCCUUCUCUGGCUGUGCGAGAUCUGUGAUCCGCACAGCCAGAGUAAGAAUGCCUCCGGGAAUCGUACUCUCUACAUAAAGGGGACGAAGACAUCUCUACCACUCAUCAAUCCGUCUCCAAAAGCUCCAGCAUCUGUAACGAAAUCAAUGACCACAAUGAAUACAUCGGCAUCAUACCUCCAAGUCCCGGCCCGCGGGCGUGGCCUCGCUCUCGGUUUCCGCAUCGUUAUACUCGUCCUCGACUUCGUAACCUUAGUCGCCCUCUCUAUCUCCCUCGGUCUCUACCACAAAUGGAUCCCCAGCACCUCCUACCCCACAACGGCCCUCAAACCAAGCAAGCAUACGGACUGGACGGACCCAAUUGUCCUUGCUGCCGUCCUGGUCUCUUUCAUGUGGACUAGCUUCAUCACUAUCCGCCCGGCCUGGACGAGCAAGGCGCUUCAUUUGGGGUAUUAUGUCGCUUUCGAAGUCAUAUGUUUGGUGUGGCUGUUGGCAUGUACGAUUCCAGCAUUGACGUUGAGGGAGUCUGGUUUCAAGGAUCUGGUCGCGAUCAGCAACACUUGCGAUAUGGGCAGCGUGACGCUUAUGAAUGGGGAUAAGGUGCCGUGGGUGUGCAUGCCGCAUUUGAAUACCCUGAAGAAAUUGCAGGUUGCUACUUACUCCGUUGCAUGUGCUGUCGCCGUCCUCCACUUCACCCUCUUCGCCCUCGCCUGCCACUCAAAAACGCACCUCCCCCAAGCCUCCGCACCCUCUCACUCCAUCGACAACACUCCCAACCAGCAAACCAUCGCCCACGAAACCCAAGACCCCACCACCAGAGGGAGUGAGUCCGACUCCACAUCUCCGCCCCGAACCGUAGCAGUUGCGGAAAUCUAA